Xyrauchen texanus (razorback sucker) is the source of this 3241-nucleotide messenger RNA. RefSeq names its product pbx/knotted 1 homeobox 1.1 (gene pknox1.1). Gene Ontology annotation, molecular function: RNA polymerase II cis-regulatory region sequence-specific DNA binding; DNA-binding transcription factor activity, RNA polymerase II-specific. Gene Ontology annotation, biological process: regulation of transcription by RNA polymerase II; angiogenesis. The coding region runs from base 375 to 1673 and encodes 432 amino acids. The record is from RefSeq and is a predicted model, not a curated record. The transcript has 10 exons. NCBI's taxonomy places the organism in Eukaryota, Metazoa, Chordata, Actinopteri, Cypriniformes, Catostomidae.
UUUGGAGUUCAGGAGAUUGUCUUGACCAGGACCACACCCCUAAAUGCAUUGAAGCAACUGCCAUGUGAUUGGUUGAUUAGAUAAUUGCAUUAAUGAGAAAUUGAACAGGUGUUCCUAAUAUUCCUUUAGGUGAGUGUGUAUGUAUAUAUGUAUGUGUGUGUAUAUAUAUACACACACACACACACACAACCUCCUUACUCGUCACAAGUAAUUAGAUCAGUAUCUUUUUGUUGGUUAAGUUAAUGGGCAUUAUGAAAAGUGAUUGUAUCAAAAGUGAUUUAGAAUUGUUUUUAUAAACUCGCAUGUGGUUAUCUUAGGUCAUCUGCUGCCGCAUGCCCAUAUAAUGCUACAGUGUUGGCUGAGGCAACUUUGAAAUGAUGGCUGCCCAGUCCGUGUCCAUAGACAAAUAUCAAGAGGGAGACCAGCAGAUGCAGGUAUUGGAGCAAGUGGACAGUGAGUCUGAAAAAGGAUUUGCCAAUGGAAACGCAGGAAGAUCUAGCAGCACUGCAUCCGCUGAACCGCAGACACAAAUGGAUACAGACAAAGCCUCUAUAUAUAGACACCCCCUUUUCCCUCUUUUGGCUCUUCUGUUUGAGAAGUGUGAGCAGUCCACUCAGGGCUCUGACUGUGUAACUUCAGCCAGUUUUGAUGUUGACAUUGAGAACUUUGUACGCAGUCAGGAGAAAGAGGGCAAGGCAUUCUUUAGUGAAGACCCUGAUCUCGACAACUUGAUGAUCAAGGCCAUACAAGUGCUGAGGAUUCAUCUAUUAGAGCUAGAAAAAGUUAGUGACCUUUGCAAGGAUUUCUGCAGCCGUUACAUUUCGUGCCUCAAGACCAAGAUGAACAGUGAGACAUUGCUGAGUGGAGACCCAGGCAGCCCAUACUCUCCAGACCACGACCAGAUGUCAAGCUCUUUCUCAGGGGCCCUCGGCACCCAGGGCAUUGUGGUGCCUGCAUCAGGCCUUCAUCAAGGCAAUGUUGCUGUGACAACAGUCAGUCCAUCACAAGUGGUGACAGGUAAUACAUUAUAUCAGCCUGUGACAGUUGUCACACCACAGGGGCAAGUGGUGACACAAGCUAUCUCACCUGGAACAAUACAUAUUCAGAACUCACAGCUCCAACUUCAGCUCAAUCAGGAUUUGAGUUUCUUCGGUGCAGAUGACAGCUCAUCUAAAAACAAGCGUGGUGUUCUUCCUAAACAAGCCACCAAUGUCAUGCGCUCCUGGCUCUUCCAGCAUAUUGCUCACCCCUAUCCCACUGAGGAAGAAAAGAAACAGAUUGCAACUCAAACAAACCUGACUUUACUCCAAGUCAACAAUUGGUUCAUUAAUGCCCGCAGACGGAUCUUGCAGCCAAUGAUGGAUGCUAGUACCACAGAGACACCCAAAACCAAGAAGAAAACUCCCCCGAGCCGCCCACUACACCGCUUCUGGUCUGAUACCGUCGCCUCUUCUGGAACCCAGGAGCAGCUCACAAUGCAAGGCGGUGGCAUGGUUACAGUUGGGAUGAAUGUAGAUGGCUUCCAGGCGCUUUCAUCAGAUGGAGCAACUCUUGCCAUGCAGCAAGUCAUGAUGGGGAAUCACAGUGAGGAUGAAUCAGAAGAAAGCGACGAUGAAGAUGACAACUUGUCAUCAACCAACAUGACCGUGCUGGGCUUAGAUGUUAGCGACUGAGCCACAUGGAUGGGGAACACACUGCAUGCCUACAUACACAUUGGAAAACUUGAACAUUUGGAGCAAGAUAUCCAGUCCCCUCAUAGAUUUUCAGCAAAGCUGAACUACAAAAAAAUGUGCACUACAAAAAUUAGGAGUACUGUAUGUUGGCCUAUACAACUGUAUAUUAAACACAAAUGCAUAUGAACAGUUUACAGAGCACAAUGUUACUAAAAGAUGCCAUGUAUGAAGAAUUGCAUUUCAGCACCUGUUUUUAUUGCAUAGUUAUGCAGUCAAGUGCACUUUUAUGUAUGAGAUACUCUUCUAGAACAUAGACAAGAAAGAUGCAAGAACUUAACACCUACCGGCAAGUUUUUAAGCCAGUGCAUGUUUGGUAAUGAUUUUGUUUUCUAUUUUAAGUCAUUUGAAUGCCAAGAUUUUGAGAGUUUGUCCUUGUGCUGGUUUUAUUCACCCUGCAUGCUAAUGUUUUCUAAAGUAUGUUCUCAUUUCUGAGAAAAGAGAUUCUUAUUUUUAGAUAUUAACGUUGUACAAAAAAAAAGUGUUGUUUUUCCGUUGUUGUUUUUUUUUUUUUAUAUAUAUAUAUAUAUAGGUUUGUGUUUUAUAAGGAAUAUUUCUGUACAGAAGCAUUAUAGCUAUGUGCCCUGUUUCAGGGGAUGCUUAAACAUUUUUAGAAAAGAAAAAAAAUAUGGAUUGAAAACCAUUUUUAAAUAUGUAAAUUGGUUUUAACACACACAAGUUAUAAAAUGCCUUACAUAUUCUUCUGUAAAUCUGUUUAGCUGAUACGCACAGAAGGCCUAAUACAUUGGCUAUGUUCAGUUAAAUAUCAGUUACAUCAAGGUCUCUUCCAGAUAAUAUUUGUCCUUAUGUAGAAGUUGUUCCUUUGUUUCAGAGGGGGCACUGUAUUUGGUCAAUAGGACAGAGACUUUAGUCUCAAUAAUGUAGUUUUGAUCUAACAUAAGCUUACCAUAUCAACUAGAUUGAUUAAAAGAUGCUUUGGAAAUUAUGAUGGCAUAAAAUGUUCUUAUCAAAGUCAAAUAAAGGUCAAGGCUGAAUCUUUUGCCACAGUACUGCAUUAAAUGUUUGUUAAUUGUGUGCAUUUUAUACAAUUAAAGGUGCAAUAUGUAAUAUAUUUACUGUACUAAAGCAUACAAUUAUCAUAAUAUGUUAUCACAUAAACAUGCUAAGUAGAAAUACUGAAUUUCUGUUUGUGUUUUGGCCUGUAUGCUCCCGCCCACUGCUCAUUUCCCAACAGAAUUCCUAUCUAGCUAACAUUGACAGUUAUAAAAAAAAAUCCACAUGAGCUGGUUGAUAAUUUGAAAACAAUAAAAACAUUGCAAAUGUAUACAUAGCUGAUAAACUUAAAAUGUAAGGCUCGUCGCUUGCCAUUGUCAGUUUGCUUGUUCCUGUUGCGUGUCCUCAAUCUGGCAACACGCGUGAGCUUUGAGUCUGGGGAGGAGAGGCCGGGCGAAACAUCUCUCUCCAAUAUUUUGAAUUUGGACUGCAGUGCCCAUUCUAAACGCUUGAUAUCAAUGUUAUAAACUGCCCCUUUAAGGACUGUAAGCAUUACA